UUCACCAUUAGUCGUUUCGCCCUAGCAUUAUUUUUCGUUUGAGAAAUACUGUGUUUUGAAUGAAUCUUCUCGGUAAAAAGAACAAAUUUUAGUGCUUAACAAUAGUGUUUAUACUGAUAUAUCGAUAGCAGUCGAUAUAAUAACCAGGAUUGUAUUAAAUGUGAAAAACGGGAAAAGAGUUUGACGAGGAAGACGAAACGCAGUAAAAAAUCAAUUACAUCGCAUAAUACCUUUUAUUGAAAAACGACAUCAAAACUAAAGAAGCUUAAAAAUGACGGAAGCGGAACAAUCAUACACUAAUGGAACCAUCAAUGAAGAGGAUGAAGAGAAUAAACAACGCCCAGCUGAUAUAGAACAAGACAUGCGUGAAAUGGAGCGACGCAAGCGUGUUGAGGCCAUCAUGCAUUCAAGACUAUUUCGUGAAGAGUUGGAACGAAUUGUUGAUGGGCAGAUACGUGAAGGGCCCCCAGGGCUCCUACAACAGUUGUCUGACAUUAUGGGAGUGCCGGCAGCCCGCAUUGGCAAUGUAUUCAAGGGCGCUAAUUGCGUUGUACCAAUUAACGAUAUUAGAGGUGUAGAAGCUAUGGGCUACGAAAAAGGAGAGAAAAUAUUGCGUUGCAAACUUGCAUCUACAUUUCGGCUUUUAGAUUUGUAUGGAUGGACCAAGGGCUUAGGCAGUCAGAUCACCGCUCGCUUGAAUGCAGAUCAAGAAUUAUUUUUGGUCAAUCCAUACGGGUUGCUUUAUAACGAAGUUACGGCAUCUUCUUUGAACAAAGUUGACAUGCAAGGCUCAGUCACGGAGCAAGGAACCACCAACUUCGGCAUAGAUACUAGUCACUUUUUGCUACACUCAGCCGUACAUGCUGCACGACCCGAUAUCCGUUGUAUCAUCUAUGUUGGAUUUAGUUCUGUCGUAGCUGUUUCUGCGCUUAAAAGUGGCUUGUUGCCAUUGACGAAGGAUGCAGUUGUUCUCGGGGAAAUAGCCGUUCAUACUUACACCGGUGGUAUCUAUGAACCAGAAGAGAAAGAGAAGCUUAUCCGUAGCCUUGGGCCUAACUCCAAGAUUCUCUUGUUGUCAAACCAUGGUGCCUUAUGCUGUGGUGAAACGAUUGAAGAAGCAUUUUUCGCUACCUAUCACAUUAUUCAGGCAUGCGAAGCCCAACUGAAAUUACUUCCACUUGGAUUAGAUAAUCUUAUUUUGAUUCCCGAGGAAACUCGCAAAGCUAUCUACGACGAAUCGAGGAAGCCACCAGAGGGAUCAACAAUUGCAACACAAGAUAACAAAGAGCGUCCAAAUCAGGCUCCUAAAUGGCGUGUUGGCGGUGCUGAAUUCGAAGCUUUGAUGAGAAUGCUGGAUAAUGCAGGUUAUCGCACCGGCUACAUCUACCGCAAUCCAUUGAUCAAAGGCGACUUGCCGAAACCCAAAAACGAUGUUGAACUUCCGCCAGCAGUAUCUUCUCUUGGAUAUCUUUUGGAGGAAGAGGAACUUUACAAACAAGGCAUUUGGAAGAAAUCUGAUCUACGAAAAGGAGGAGAACGUAACAAGUGGUUGAAUUCUCCUAAUGUUUACCAAAAAGUGGAAAUUUUGGAGACUGGAACCCCAGAUCCGAAAAAAAUAACUAAGUGGGUUGCCGACGGUUCACCUAAUCAUUCCACUCCGGUGAAAAUUGAGCAUGCUUUACAGUUUGUUCCAACAAACACGAACCCGAAAGAGUUUAAGAAGAUUCAACAACAGAUCAAAGAUAAUCGCCGCGCUGAUAAGAUUUCUGCUGGUCCUCAAUCUCACAUCCUUGAAGGCGUUUCAUGGGAUGAAGCAGCUAGAAUGAAAGAUGCUACAGUGUCCGAAACAGGGGAUCAUGUGGUUUUGAUGGGAGCUGCGUCAAAGGGCAUCAUUCAAAGAGGUUAUCAGCAUAACGCGACAGUGUAUAAGGCCCCGUAUGCUAAAAAUCCAUUCGACUCUGUAACUGACGAUGAAUUAAACGAAUACAAGAAAACUGUUGAACGAAAACGACACGGUGACUAUACUGACACAGACUUUUCAGAGUCUGAAGCAUUCAGUUCAUUACAAAUAUCUGGUCAAAUUAAAAGCCCUGAAAUCAAUCAUUCGGAAACCGAUGGUGAGCAUCACGUUAUCAAAAUUGAGACGAAACAUGCGCCGAAACCCAGUCAGCCCGAGGUAGUUCUUAGUGAUGCAAAUGCUGACUUUAUCAAUAGAGAAAAGGCUGCAUCUGGUAAAAAGGGCAAAGGAGAACAUGUUCAGAAUGGUGAUCAUUCCGAAGCUCAUCUUAGUACAUUCUCACACAGCAGCAAAGAGGAUGUUUCGACAGAAGGUUCGGCCAAGAAAGAUAAGAAAAAGAAGCGCGGCUUACGGACUCCUUCGUUCUUAAAGAAGAAAAAGGAAAAGAAAAAGACAGAAGCUUAAGAACUUUACGAGCUAUUUCUAUAUCUCAUCCUCCUUUAAAAGUCUUUUUUUAAAAUAUAUUCUUUGAAUCAAACAACUCUAUAAUAUUCUUAUACUUAGAAAAUAUAAAUAUAUAUAUUGACAGAGAAACGACAAAGUAAAGAAUGAUACUAAAUAUUACAAAGAAAUUUUAUUAUUUAAAAUAAAAGAAAAAUAUAUAUAGGUACAUACAUAAAUAGUUUAAAAGUGCAUCAAAGAAAUAUUGUGCAGCUUAGUAAAAAAAAAUAUUUGAACUUUCACAAAUAUUUUCAAGUCUUUUCAACAUUUGAUAUUGUUUAUAUGUAGAGAGCUAACUAAUGUCAUUGUUCAGCAAUCAGUUUUAAAAAGCUUUCAACUUACAAUUCGACAGCAAUAACAAAGAAAGAUAAAAAUGCUUAUAUAUAUUUUAAUUUUCAUUCAUGAAGUGAUGUUUAAGUAAUUUUUGUAUCAACAAUUUGAGCCAUAUUUUCAGUUACAUAAUCAAAUGCUAUAAUUUGUUUUUUUUUUUUAUUUAUACUCCUAUAAUCUAUAGUAUUUAUUAGUAGUAACAGCCAAGAAUAGCAUUAUGAACAUUUUCAAUUGAAAAAAUGCUUGAUAAUAAAUAGAGCUUGAGCUAGGUAGGUCAUGACGGUCAUCCCAGCGUAAAAAAAAACAAAAAAUGUAUGGAAAGUUGUGGGAACGAAAAAAGGGUAUUUAUUAUCACUGCCUAAAAUACGUAUAAUGCUCAAAAUCAAAUUCAUAUAAUCACACAAAAACUCAGAGGAGCAAUAACGUAAUAAAAAUUUCAAGCACAAGCGAUGGCAACAAAGGUCAAUGUUUACCACUUUAUUAAUGCUCGAUUUCUGGGAAUUUAAAGUAAACUUAGUCGUGAAUUUCCUUGAAAAUUUUAACAACAAUUUAAUAUUAAAAAAUUAAAAAGAAUGUCCAUACACAAAAUUUAAUAGAUAAAUAUGAAAAAUUUAAGAAACUUAACAUACAACUGCCAAUUUACUUUCAUCACAACAUGUCUUAAAAUUGAAUAUUGUAAACAGAAAUCAUACUAAGAUGAAUAUUUAAAAACCUUUGAAUCGAUAAAAAAAAAUGUUAUGACAAAACCAAGAUUUUGUAGGAAAAACCUUCUGUUUCAAUACUUGGUCUUACUAGUUGACGAAAUAUUUGCUCGAGUAAGAUAAACUGGGCCUUAGCAUUACUUUUAUUUUCUUACAAUAUGAAGUUUCAAUGGAUAUAUGUAACUUAUUUUUAUACUGAUAAUUGAAACUUUCACGUUACUUUACUUGCCAGUAAACAAAUAUUUUAAUAACUUAUUAAAUUACACAAUAAAAAAUGUUAUGUGAAAGAGACAAAUUUGCAUCACAAAAAAAAUUAUUUGAUUUAUUUCUGCAAGCAAACAAAACACCUUAGCUAUAAAUAUAGAUAUUAUGUAAAGGUUAAUAAAGCAGCUGAAUUUACAUUACAUUAAACAGUUAUCCUGUGUUGCAUUAACAAUUGUUGUUCCUUUUCAUAGCUUUUUGAUCUUUUGCUUACAUUUUAUUUGUAUGUAAUUAUA
Molecule: messenger RNA, 3986 nt
Organism: Culicoides brevitarsis
Lineage: Eukaryota; Metazoa; Arthropoda; Insecta; Diptera; Ceratopogonidae
Gene: hts
Product: protein hu-li tai shao
Exons: 13
Coding region: 272-2422 (716 amino acids)
Cellular component (GO): postsynaptic density; plasma membrane; cytoskeleton
Molecular function (GO): actin filament binding
Source: RefSeq, a predicted model, not a curated record